ACCCACCCGGCUAAAAGGAAGGGGGUUGCGGGGCCGGGGCCACCCCGGGUGGCCUCUUAUGGGUCGCGCCCCGCCCCGGAGGGCUGCGGGAGGGCUCACGUGGGGGGAGCGGCGCCUAUGGGGAGGCGGCGGGAGCCGGGCAGGCGGCGGGGCGGUGAGCUGUCAAAGAGGCAUCCCGGGAGCCGGAGCAGCCCUAUGUGUCCCUAAGCUGCGAGACCCCCGGCCCCGGCCCCGCUCGCCAUGAACACGGAGGAGCAGUAUUACGCCUCGGCGCAGCUCUACAAGGAGUCGUGCGCGUUUCAGAGAGCCCAGGCGCAGGAUUACAGCCCCAGCCCCCCCGCCUGCCUGUACAUGGGCAGGCAGCAGCAGGCUCCUUACCCCGGCGCCUUAGGGGCUCUCGAGCAAGGCAGCCCGCCAGACAUUUCACCUUACGAGGUGCCCCCCAUCACAGAGGAUGCCGGGGUCUCUCACCUUCACCACCACCACCACCACCACCCUCAUCUUCCUCCUCCCCACCAGGACGCGCUGCCUUUCGCAGACGGGGCGGACACGGGGGCGAUAGAGGAGCCCCGAGUGCAGGUGCCUUUCGCCUGGAUGAAGUCGACCAAAUCGCACGCCUGGAAGGGACAGUGGACAGGGGGGUCCUACGUGGUGGAGCAGGAGGAGAACAAGCGGACGAGGACGGCGUAUACCCGGGCGCAGCUGCUGGAGCUGGAGAAGGAGUUUCUCUUCAACAAGUACAUCUCCCGGCCGCGGCGGGUAGAGCUGGCUGUCAUGUUGAACUUGACCGAAAGGCACAUCAAGAUCUGGUUCCAGAACCGGCGGAUGAAGUGGAAGAAGGAAGAGGACAAAAAGCGAGGGGCGGGAAACAGCAAUGAGCCCGAGCAGGACUGUGUGGUGUCCUCCGGGGAGCUGCAGGGCAAGGAGGAUCUCCAGCCGUGCCCCCCCGGGAACCUGCCCUCGGGGGCCUCCAGGGACCUGCUCGCCCCCACACUCGCCCCCAGAAGGCAGCAGGACUCUCGGUGAGCCGUAGGGAGCCCCACGCCCCGGGCCGAGGAAGGGGAUGGGGCCGGGGAGAGGGCCGAGAGGGAGGCGCCGGCUCUCCGCGGCCGUGUCGCGCCGCGGUUGACCCUCGCUCGCCUUCCCCCGGGGAAACUCGGUGCCUCCACUCCCAAACUCCCGUCCUGCGAAAAUUAAAGGAAAAGUUUUCGGCUGUGGCAAAGAGAGGCUCGCCGCGGGCCGUGGGGGUGGCAGGGAGCCCACCCUCCCCCGGGCACCCCGCGCCGCAGCGGGCCCGCGGGGCACUUUCCCCCGGGAAAGGCGGAUUUCGGGCGGCCACCGGCGGUGUGUGCCACCCCGGGGUGCACGGAGCGGACUGGAAACCGGAGGAGAACCGAGCGUCCUUACCGCAGGCGGCGGCCCGGCCGGGGCGCGGGUCCCGCCGUGCUCGGAGCUGCACAAGAGCUGACGCCGAGCUGAGCAUCCCUGACCUUCCCGGGGCUGACACUCCGCCGUUCCCGGCCCUUCCCGAGGCCCCGCGGCAUCGCCUCCACCGAGGAGUCCCCCAGGACUAUGGCUCACUUCUUUGGAAACAGGAAUCUGUUUUGUUUCGUUUUAUUUUGA
This is a messenger RNA of Phalacrocorax carbo (great cormorant), 1623 nucleotides long. Lineage: Eukaryota; Metazoa; Chordata; Aves; Suliformes; Phalacrocoracidae. The record is from RefSeq and is a predicted model, not a curated record.